GCAAACUUUGGAAUUACAUCCCUUACUAACUACCCCCUUGAAUGCCGAUUUUGAUGGUGACCAGAUAGGUUUAUACGUGCCUCUAACCCCCGAAGCUCGCCAAGAAAUUGAAAAAUACGCUUUGUCUAGCCAACAAAUUGUCGACCCCAAAAAUGGCUUAGUAAUUACCACUAUUUCUAAGGACAUGAUUCUAGGAAUUUAUCACUUAACCUGUGAAAAAAAAGCCCCCAAACUGUUUUUCUAUGAGGAUUGA
Messenger RNA from Racocetra persica, 253 nucleotides. Lineage: Eukaryota; Fungi; Glomeromycota; Glomeromycetes; Diversisporales; Gigasporaceae. The record is from the annotation of a GenBank genome assembly.